AUAAUCAACUAAUUGUUUGUUGAGAACGAAAAAUCAGUUAAUUAUUAAUGUUACUUAAUUUUGUUUCUUUCACCAUUACGAUCAAUUGAAAUUCAACCAGAGUUUCCCAAAGGAAUUACAUUCAUAAGAUUCAAGAAGUAAUUUCCAUGAACAUGGUUACAAGAAGAUUAUUCAAUUUCCAUAAUUACUGAAACUGGGAAUUAAUCAUCAUCAUCAUCAUCUCAUCUUCCUCUUUCUCCUCUUUCUUUUCAUCCUCUUUCUUUUCUCUCCUCUAAAUAAGCAGAAAGUGUUUACCAUUUGUUGGUUUGUCUCUCAAUCCAUGUAACCUUUUUUGUUGUUUUCUUUUCUUUUUCGCAAUUAAAUCAAUUGAAACAAAUUCUAAUCAUUAAUCAAACUCUUUCCUUCACCAUCUUAACCAUUGAUGUAACCAUCAAAUUCUGAUUAAAUUCUUUGACUGUGAUAACAAUUAAUUCUGAUCAAUCAUCAUUCUCAUCAUUUCGGUUACAUGAUAACCUUUUGUUGUGGUUGUUGUUUUGGAGAUUAAAUUAUCUCCAGUUAAUCCGUCCGUUAAUCUAGUUCAUUUUUCUGUCUAAUUGUCGAUUAAUUAAGUGUCCCCAGUGUUUGGAGAAUCGAGUGACAUCAAAUCAAUGGCUUUUUAAUUCUUCCAAUCGGAGAAACAAUUGAUUUCCAAAUGAAAUUGCAUUUUCCAUUUUGAUUGGAAAAAAGAAGAAAAAAAAAUUCUCUUCUCUAUAUCAUCUUGAUACAUAAUAUAUUCUAAAUGAAAGUCAUUCGAGUGAUUCGUUCAUUUGGUCAUCUUGGUUGCCAUUCACAUCUAUUUUCAAGACAAUUACUAAAUUGUGGACAUAAGUUGAUUUCUGUUAAUCAAUCUGCUUACUAUAAGACUGGAUCUUUUUUAACUGAGCCCAAUGGGGUGAAGACUUUUGUUGAUCUUCUUGGUUCUCGGGAACAGCAAAUGUUGAUGCAAGAAUUGUCGAAACGUCGGGAAUUGAUCUUACCUGUAAACGGGGAUUCUCAGCCCGAAAACAAAGUGAUUCCACCGAAUUUUAAACAAAUGAGUCAAAUUGCCUUCCAUCAAUCAUUACCUUUCAUUGGUUUCGGUUUUCUUGACAAUGCAAUCAUGAUAUUGGCCGGUGAAUAUAUUGAUACAACUCUUGGAGUUACUUUAGGUAUUUCAACCAUGGCUGCUGCUGGACUUGGAAAUGCUAUUUCUGAUGUUGCUGGAAUAGGAUCUGCCUGGUAUGUUGAAACACUGGCCAAUAAAAUCGGUGUUGCUUAUCCUAAAUUAACUCCAGCUCAGACUGAUAUGAUGCGAACUCGAUUAAGCGUUCAAAUUGGACGAGCGGUUGGUAUUUUGAUUGGUUGUAUUCUUGGUAUGUCUCCAUUAUUAUUUUACUCCUCAAAUGGUAAUAACUCAAGAGAAUCAAAGGAAAAUCUUGACUCCACCAAUCAAAAAGUAGAAGAUAAACCAAAUUAAUGAGAUGCAAAGUCACCAGAAGAAACUGUUGGAUGUUCAUGAAAGGAAUCAAAUUAUUUUAAAAUCAUCUAUUUGCAGCUUGUAAUUAUUUUAAACAAAAUCUCAUUUGCUGGAUGAAUAUGAGAACGAAAUUAAUGAAACCAAAGACAAAACCAAUCGCAAAGCAUCAAAACACCAAUUGAAAUGAUUUAUUCCAUCACUCGCCCAAAUUUUACCGUUAAUCAAGGUGACAAUAGGCCAUCCACCCAAUACCUCAUAUGAAAUUCCUUGGAGGAUAAUCAUCAUCUCAUCAUCAUUUCCUUGUGAAAAUUAAUAUUAUAAUUAUUCUAUAUCGUAACAAAUCAACAUGCACAUCAAUUAUUAACAAUUAAGACCAUCCGCUUACUGCGUCCAAUUCAUCGCCUGUUAAUUAACCAUUUCCACAAUUAGACGUAUCCUUUUAUUGUAUUAAUUUGCUUUAAUUUGGUUCACUUUUAUUAAUAGUUACGAUUCCUCGUCUUCA
Messenger RNA from Panonychus citri (citrus red mite), 1997 nucleotides. RefSeq names its product transmembrane protein 65-like. Bases 779 to 1495 code for a protein of 238 amino acids. The record is from RefSeq and is a predicted model, not a curated record. NCBI's taxonomy places the organism in Eukaryota, Metazoa, Arthropoda, Arachnida, Trombidiformes, Tetranychidae. The transcript is spliced from 2 exons. Gene Ontology annotation, cellular component: mitochondrion.